Diorhabda carinulata is the source of this 4251-nucleotide messenger RNA. RefSeq names its product regulatory-associated protein of mTOR (gene raptor). The record is from RefSeq and is a predicted model, not a curated record. The transcript is spliced from 20 exons. Gene Ontology annotation, molecular function: protein binding; protein-macromolecule adaptor activity. Bases 168 to 4016 code for a protein of 1282 amino acids. Gene Ontology annotation, biological process: TORC1 signaling; positive regulation of protein serine/threonine kinase activity; positive regulation of cell growth. Gene Ontology annotation, cellular component: TORC1 complex; cytoplasm. NCBI's taxonomy places the organism in Eukaryota, Metazoa, Arthropoda, Insecta, Coleoptera, Chrysomelidae.
CAAUCAACGUCAAAUUAGUUACAAAUAUGCCAAUUCAAUAUUUGCCAUGCUUCCUUAAUGCGUUAAAUAACAUUUUAUUGCGUAUGAGGAAAAUCCAAUGUAUUUAUGUGAUUGAAAUCAAGUGUUCAAAUUAUUACGAAAUUUUCAAUUAAAAACAUCCAAUAAAUAUGGGAGAAUUAAAUGUCAACGGCAAUAAUCCUGAAAAGGACCAAGACAGCAACAUUACUGAUAAGGACCUACCCCUUAGUUUUGUAGAAAACAGACAUUUGGAACCUAUAGUCGGUAGUGAUUGUAUUACACAUAUGUGGAGAAUGAAAGAAAGGAUGAAAACAGUUAGUGUUGCUUUAGUUUUAUGCUUAAAUGUUGGUGUUGAUCCACCAGAUGUGGUGAAAACACAACCUUGUGCGAGAUUGGAAUGCUGGAUAGAUCCAACAACAAUGUCAUCAUCUAAAGCUCUGGAGAAAAUCGGACAAAGUCUUCAAACGCAAUAUGAAAGAUGGCAGCCUAGAGCAAGAUAUAAACAAUCAUUGGAUCCUACUUCUGAAGAAGUGAAAAAAUUAUGUACUUCGUUGAGACGAAAUGCAAAAGAAGAAAGGGUUCUCUUUCACUAUAAUGGACAUGGUGUUCCUAAACCAACAUCCAAUGGAGAAAUAUGGGUGUUUAAUAGAACCUACACUCAAUACAUUCCAUUGUCAAUAUAUGAUCUGCAGACGUGGAUGGGAGCGCCAUCUAUUUAUGUAUAUGAUUGUUCAAGUGCGGGAAUUAUUGUUGAUUCAUUUAAACAAUUUGCUAUCCAACAUGAAUCUGAAUAUGAGCAAAAUACAGGACAACAGAAAUCAAAUAAUAGUGGUAUCCAACCUCCUUCGUUUAAAAACUGUAUUCAACUAGCAGCUUGUAGUGCUGAUCAAGUUCUGCCUAUGAAUCCUGAUUUGCCUGCUGAUCUUUUCACUGCCUGUUUGACAACACCUAUUAAGGUUGCCUUGAGGUGGUAUGUUUUACAACCUACCUCUAAAUUAAUGCCCAAAGUAAAUUUGGAACUUAUUGACAAAAUUCCUGGCCAAAUCACUGAUCGAAGAACUAUGCUUGGUGAACUUAAUUGGAUAUUUACAGCAAUAACAGACACAAUAGCAUGGAAUACUUUACCAAGAGACUUAUUCCAAAAGCUUUUUCGCCAAGACUUACUUGUAGCUAGCCUAUUUCGCAAUUUUCUAUUAGCUGAAAGGAUAAUGCGUUCUUGUGACUGUACACCAGUUAGUAGUCCUCCAUUACCUUCAACUUACCAACAUCCUAUGUGGAAUGCUUGGGAUCUUGCUUUAGAUCUUAGUUUGGGACAGUUGCCAGGAAUUAUAAACAAUGAUGAAACUUUUUGUCACUUGCCAUUUUUUGAAGAACAGCUGACGGCUUUUCAAGUUUGGCUAGAAUUGGGAUCGGAAGAACGGAAUCCACCAGAACAAUUGCCUAUAGUUUUACAAGUAUUAUUAAGUCAGGUUCAUCGAAUGAGAGCUCUCGAACUCCUAGGAAAAUUUUUAGAUUUAGGCCCUUGGGCUGUCAAUUUAGCACUUUCUGUUGGAAUAUUUCCAUAUGUUUUGAAAUUACUACAAAGCUGUGCCAAAGAAUUAAGACCUCUUCUAGUUUUCAUUUGGGCAAAAAUAUUGGCAGUAGAUAAUACUUGUCAAUCGGAUCUUGUGAGAGAUAAUGGUCACAAGUACUUUUUAUCGGUACUUCAGGAUACAACAAUAUCGGCUGAAUAUCGAACUCAGGCUACAUUUGUGUUAGCUUGUAUUGUGAAUAAUUAUCAUGAUGGUCAAGAGGCAGCAUUACAAGGUUCAUUAGUAAGUGUUUGUUUGGAGCAGUUAAAUGAUACAUCACCUCAAUUAAGACAGUGGGUAGCUAUUUGUUUAGGAAGAUUGUGGGAUCAUUAUGAAAAAGCAAGAUGGACUGGUGUCAGGGAUAUCGCCCACGAAAAGCUGUAUAAUCUUUUAAAAGAUCCUGUACCAGAGGUCCGAGCAGCAGCUGUUUAUGCUUUAGGUACAUUCAUAAAUUCGGUCAUGGAACGUUCUGAACAUGCUAACAAUGUUGAUAAUGCUGUUGUAAUGACUCUAGUUAAUACUGUCAGCAGCGACAUGAGCUGUCUUGUUCGAAAAGAGUUAAUAAAUGCUUUGCAAUGGAUGGUUUUGUCAUUUGAAGCAGUAUUUGUUAAUAUAGCUAUGAAAGAACAAUACAAUGUAUCUCCUGGUCAAGACUGUAUAUUAUCUUCAGGGGGAAUGAGAAGAAUGGGGAGCAGAGAUAGACUGAAAAUAGCAGAUUAUGACUCUUUAGAACGAAUGAAACGGGUAUCAUCCAGUUCUGCAAUAAAUAAUUUGUCUAACCAGGUUAUGACACAGAAUUACACGGGAAGCCUUAGUACUCUAUCUAGUUUUAGUUAUGGUUCAGUAUAUAUGAAAUUAUGGUCGGCGUUAAUUUCGUUAGAAACAGAUCCACAUCCUGAAGUAGCACAAAUGUGUUGUACUGUUACUGGGCAUGUUAGGAACAUUAUUAAAGAACAGUGGGAAUCUAUAGAUCGUGUAAAUAAUUUGAAUAGUUCAAGUUUAAGUUUACCUCCCAGUCCAAAUAAAGGAAACUAUUUUUCUGCAGAAAGUCCACCCACAUUACAUCCUCCAGGGGAUUUUCAAAGGUUAACAAGAUCAACUACAAUUAAUAGAACUCGGAGGAUUCACAGAAAUGUCAUUAAUGAAGAAAGUGAAGAUAAAAUCCAAUUUUGUCGAAAACCUCUAGUUAAUACAAAGUUUGUUGAAUGGUCAUCUAGAAGAUUUGCGCAAUCUAAUAGUAAAGAAAAAUUAUUUAAGGACAAAGAAUCUACCCUAUUUUAUGAAAGGGACUGGAGACAUUCAAGAAAUGAUACAAUAAGAGUAGAAGCUACAGAAGAGCACCGUAGAGCAUUAGCAUCUAGGAUUGAAUCACAAGUGUUUCAUAUUAGAACUGCAGUACCUCCUAGUUUAUUACAACUUCAUCCAUUUGAUCAACAAAUUGCCAUAGCUGGAAAUGAUAGUUUUGCCAUUUUUGAUUGGGGAACGGGUGCAAAAACCACUUCAGGUCAAAACAAACCAACAAAAAUUGUUAUUAGUAAAAUAACUUCGUUGCAAUGGAUCAACAGUCAUGACAUUGGAAUGCUGAUGGUAGCUUCUGAUGAUGGUGGUAUAAAGUUAUGGAGACCAAAUACAGGAUCUAGUCGUGAACCUACGAUGAUAACUGCUUGGCAGGCUUUUAGUGAUCUUAAGCCAAAAUAUUCAGGGAUAGAAAUGACAUGGGAACAAUGGACACAAACAUUAAUUACAGCUGGGGACUCUAGAGUUUUAAGAUUUUGGGAUGCUGAGAAAGAAUUGAAAGUAUUUGAUCUCCCAACUGGAACAGAUAGUUCGGUUACUUGUCUUGACUCGAGCUUCUCAAGUAUAUGUCACGAAACACAGAAAAAAUACACCAGUGACUACGAACUGAACGACGAUGGUUUAUUAGUGAAAAAUACCGUGUCAUAUCAUGGUCCAAAACUUGGUUUAUGUGUAAUCGGUUGUGUAGAUGGUUCAGUUAGACUGUUUGACCGUCGAUGUAGCCCAAACGACGCCAAAGUUAAAGUUUGGAUUGAACAUCCUGGUACUGUAUUAACAGUGCAGCUAAGAGAUAAUAUUAUUAUUAGUGGAAGUUCAUCUGGAGAUGUUAAAAUAUAUGAUAUUAGAAAAAAUGAUUCAAUACACACUACCCAAGCUGUUCCAAAUUACGGUAUGUCUUGUAUGGCAAUUCACCGAUCUGCCAAUACUUAUGCUUGUGGAUCAAUGAAUCAAUUUAUAAGCAUGUACACACUGAAUGGAACUCUUCUUAAUACAAUAAGAGGCUAUGACGGAUUCAUGGGUCACAAAAUAGGGCCAGUAACAUGCCUCAACUACCAUCCCCACAAAAUGGCAUUAGCUUCGGGUACAGCAGAUUGUGCCGUCAACGUUUACUGUUUGGAUAGUAAAAGGUGACGUGAUUCCCAGCCCUAGGCCUUGUUAUGGGGCCUAUUGGGCUAUUAUUAAUUAGGACGAAUUUUGUCGUUUUUAUUUAAGAAAUUUUAUUGCCAUAGAAGCUCUUGGUAACAUUGAUUGAUUAUAGUGAUAUUAUAUAUUAUGAUAUCCAAAUCGCUUUUUAAAAAAAGUUUGAUGUUUUAAAACUAGUCAGUUGAAUUAACUUUUUAGUUAUAUAUAUAAAAAUAAACUGUGA